Molecule: messenger RNA, 4627 nt
Organism: Astyanax mexicanus (Mexican tetra)
Lineage: Eukaryota; Metazoa; Chordata; Actinopteri; Characiformes; Acestrorhamphidae
Product: LON peptidase N-terminal domain and RING finger protein 3
Exons: 12
Coding region: 698-2824 (708 amino acids)
Molecular function (GO): protein binding
Source: RefSeq, a predicted model, not a curated record
ACAGUAGUGAGUAAGGGAUUCUGUAGGCGGACCGCAGACACGUGACCCAGUUUCCUAAUCAGAAAGAUCUCGGGAUAGUUGCCCUGGUCCCGUUAUAGCCGCUGUCUGACACCGGGAUUGAGUUCAUAUGAUGCCUGACCCACAUCUCCUCUCGCCGUGUUACAUAAUCCUGAUCCUGCAGAGCGGCCGCCGCUCACCAAUCAACCAAUCACUUAUUAAUCGUUUCACUGAUCAGUUGAGUAAAGUAUUUGGACCAAACUAACUGGUACUGAAGAAUCGGCCCGAGCCGCUGCUCGGUGCUGUAAACCGUUAGUAGGCGGUUAGUAGUUUGUUAGUAGGUGUGUAAACGGGACAGGUGCCGGUUCUUGGUUCGGGAAGGUUCGGAUCAGGUGCAGCAGAACCGAGCUGACCGGCGGGGUGACCGAUUUAAUUCCCGCCCAGACGCGCCGGUGUAACAUUGUUUUGUAACAGUUUUAGUGUCCCACCCAAUGAGAAGGGCCGCUCUUGGUCACGUGAUGCCCGUUUAUGUAACGCUGUUUCCGCGCGCUGGUCGCGGAGUGAUGGAGUUAUUUGCGGCUCUUGCGCUGAGAGACGAACCGGGAGCUGCGCGAGCGGACAGCAUGGGUUCGGGUUCCGAACUAGACCGCGGGUCUUAGUCGGCCAGAACCAGGAGAACAACCGCGCGUGCGCCGCUGCUAUGGGAAUGGAGCGCGCGGACUGCAUGCUGGAGCUCGCGGCGGAGGCGGUCCGGUCCAGAAACUUCGAGCUGGCCGCGGAGAUUUACGAAGUCCAGCUCUCGCGCUUUAGCGACCCGGCCGCGCGGCGCGAGCUGCUGCUGAGGAGGGCGGACGCUCUCGCGCUGCACGGUAAACUGAGCGAGGCGCUCGAGGCGUACCGGAGAGCGUCGGAGCUCGAGCGCCUCUGCCCCGCGCAGCUGGAAAACCUGCUCCGGUGUCUGUCCGGACCGGCCCGCGGGAGAGACGGAGCGCGCGCGGAGUCCGAGGACACGUUCGCGUGCGGGAUCUGCGGGGGCUUCCUGCGCGAGCCUGUGACGCUGCCGCGCGGACACAGCUGCUGCAAGAGCUGCCUGCAGCUCGAGCGCGGCGCGGGGGUGUUCGGGUACAGGGUGAACGUGGUUCUGAGUAACCUGCUCAACAAGUGGUUCCCGGACCAGCAGCGCGCGCUCCGUCUGCGGCGCGAGGGGAACGCGCUUUGCGGGGAGAGGAGGCUCGAGGCCGCGCUGCUGAAAUACAACGAGGCGCUGCGCGCGGCGCCGAAGGAUCACCUGCUGUACAGCAACCGAUCUCAGAUCAACUCCAGCCUGCAGAGGUUUGAGGACGCGCUGAGUGAUGCUGAAUCCGCCUGUAAACUCAAGCCGCUCUGGGUAAAGGGACACAUCAGAAAAGCCCAGGCUCUCUCUGCUCUCAGCAAACCUGAGGAGGCUUUAACCGAGUACCUGAUCUCCAUCACACUGGAUCCUGAAAACAAACUAGCAAAAACAGAAGCACAGAAGUUGCUGAGUGAUCUCCUAAUGCCAGUAAAAGAUCACGUCCAGAAGAAAAUUCUUGAAGAUACAAGUUUUACGUCUUCCAGGACGAGAGUGAAAAGUGUUCUCUGUUCCAUUUCAAGCUUCAGUGAAUUGUGUGGUUUACGGAGAUCUUACACGGACUGCAACAACUACAUCAGCAGCUGUGGGGAUCAGCAUGGCAGGUCGAGUUUUGAUGAUCGUAGUGAAAGUAAAUCACACUCCAGGAGUGACAGUGACCGAUCUUCCAGCAUCAUCAAUCACAGCCUCUUCCUCAAGCGAAAACUCAGCCCCGAAAACGAAGCAACGGGUGAUGAUAACACAUGCAAGCGUUUUAAAGCAGAUGAGCAGAGAGAAAUGCGGACAGCAUGGGGUCAUGUGACCGUUGACCUCAUUGACCCAUCUGAUCUCGAGUGCUCGCUCUGUAUGAGACUCUUUUAUGAGCCGGUCACUACGCCCUGCGGACAUACCUUCUGUCUGAAGUGUCUGGAGCGAUGUUUGGACCAUAAUCCCACGUGUCCUCUGUGUAAGGAAGAUCUUUCAGAGUACUUGGCACAGCGACAGUUCUGUAAGACGAUUCUGAUGGAGGACAUCAUAUGCAAAUACUUCCCUAAAGAACUUGUGGACAGACAGAACCUUAAUAAAGAGGAAAUCGCAGAAUUAUCAAAUUUGAACAAGAACGUGCCUAUUUUCGUCUGCACUAUGGCCUUCCCCACGGUCCCCUGCCCACUGCACAUCUUCGAGCCCUGCUAUCGGCUCAUGGUCCGGAGAUGCAUGGAAACAGGAACCAAACAGUUUGGAAUGUGCAUCUCUGACUCCAGCAAAGGGUUUGCUGAUUACGGCUGCAUGCUGGAGAUCAGGAAUGUGGAGAUCUUUGCAGACGGGCGUUCUGUAGUCGACACCAUCGGCAAGAGAAGGUUCAAAGUAAUCCAGCACAGUCAGAGAGAUGGAUACAAUACUGCAGAUAUCGAGUAUUUAGAAGAUUUUCGGAUAACUGGGGAAGCAGCAGAAGAGCUGCAAACGCUCCACGAUUCCGUUUAUGACCAAGCGCUGGUCUGGCUCAACUCUCUCAAAGCAGAACAGAAAGAACGGAUCGAGGGCCAUUUUGGUCCGAUGCCAGUGAAGGAUUCCGAUCCACAGGCGAGUCCUAACGGGCCGUCGUGGUGCUGGUGGCUCCUGGCGGUUUUUCCUCUCGAAGGUCGAGCUCAGCUUCCUUUUCUGGCUCUUCCGUCUCUAAAAGACCGACUGACUGGAAUCCGCAGAGUCCUUCUACUGAUGGCGCGAAACCGCUCUCGCUGACUUCUCGCCUCACCGCCGGUUUCCUGUUUCCUCACCAGUCUCUCUACACCAGUCUCUCUCUACACCAGUCUCUCUCUACACCAGUCUCUCUCUACACCAGUCUCUCUCUACACCAGUCUCUCUCUACUCCAGUCUCUCUCUACACCAGUCUCUCUCUACACCAGUCUCUCUCUACACCAGUCUCUCUACACCAGUCUCUCUCUACACCAGUCUCUCUACACCAGUCUCUCUCUACAUCAGUCUCUCUACACCAGUCUUCUCCUGGGAAACGUGGGCUGUAAUGUAACGGCAGCACCAGCUGAGAAUUUGCCAGAUUUUUGCAGACUGAUGAUUCUAAUCAUGUACCUGAUGGAUCUUUUGAUGCUUUUUUAAUAUUAUUUUGCUUUUGGGGCUAUUUUGUAUUUUAUUAUUGUUAUUUAUAAAUGUGUGUGAUUUUUAUAAAUGUGUGCGGCACACGUUUUUUCAAGACAAAUGUGAUAUUCUCAGCUCCAAUAGUGAACAAAAAUAAACCAGUAAAAAUGUACAAAUCAACACAUAUUCAGCAAUCAGCUGAAUGUUCCUCUUUGCUCUGGUAUGAGCUAAAUUAAACACUGAUGGGAUAUUAUUUAUUAUAUUUAGAUUCCUAAUAUCAGUGUCUGUGUUGAAGGCACAUAUAGGACAGUUUAAAGUACAGUAAUUCUGUAGAUGUUAAACACAGAUUCAGGCUGUUGAGAAAAUGAACAGUAUGUAACCGUACUUGUUUUUAACCUAAGCUUUGUUUAAAGGUCUAAAAGUGUCACAUUUUGUUGUAGGCAACACAUUUCAGUUUACUGCACGUUAAAAUCACCUGUGAUUAAAACGAUGCAAAACAAACAUAAAAACUGGCAAUGUUAAAAAGAACGCACAAAUGCAAUAAUGACUAUUUUACAGCAGUAGUGUAACAAAAGGGAAACUAUAUAUGCAGAUAUUAAAGUUUACAGUUCAGUGAACCAUAUUUAUUUGCACAAGAGUUUUAAUAGUUUGUUUGAUAUUUUAAAUGAAAAUGAAGUUACUAACCCUGUACUGUACUGUAUUAUUUGGUUAUAUGUUAUGUGCUCCUAAAACUGAAAGAAAGGUUAAUCAGAAUUCUCAUUAGUAACAAGACAGACACUCUGAGACCAACAACGUCUUUUUUCUAAUGUUAAUUUCUUUAACUUUUUCACGUUUUCAUAAAAAUGUAUGUAUGAAAUGUAUGUAUAUAGUGCCUUAAUUCUGAUUUCUUCCAUAAUAUCAGUGUUUAAUGAAAAUAUAUGAAAAGUAUCCAAAGUAUACAAGUACAUAACUGUAGCUUUGCUGUGAAGAGCAGAUUAUAUUAUGGCUCUACUGUAAAACUCCCUGAAACUGUAUAAAUAUAAAUUGUUAAUUAUUGACUAAAGGGGCUUUUCAAGGGACUUUAAAUUACUAAUUACAGUCUGCAGUGUUUUCUUGUUUUAGAGAGUGGAUCCAGUAUUUAGAUAUGUCUACACUUAGCUUCCAACACUUCCAAAAUUAGUUGAAACCACACGAAAUAAGACAACAAUUCUGAACCUCAUAAAAUUAAAUCAGUUAUUUGCACUAAUAUUAAAGAGUUGACCUACCUCUGAUAAGGUCUAGUAGUUCUUCCGCUGAAAUGUUUGGACCUGCGUUGUUAAUUAUUUAUAGAGUCUUAUUUAGUUUUUUUUUUUCAUUGCUUCUAAAUGUUUAUCUGUUUAUGAAACUGAAUGUGUGUCACAUCUUGUUUUUUAUUUGUCUUUUGGUUUAGGGGAUGCAUUGUUACCUGAAAUAAAUGUAAUACAAUCAAGAAUA